Ooceraea biroi (clonal raider ant) is the source of this 3158-nucleotide messenger RNA. It is a transcript of the gene in, whose product is annotated as inturned planar cell polarity protein. The record is from RefSeq and is a predicted model, not a curated record. Gene Ontology annotation, molecular function: protein binding. Gene Ontology annotation, biological process: vesicle-mediated transport; establishment of planar polarity; nervous system development. Lineage: Eukaryota; Metazoa; Arthropoda; Insecta; Hymenoptera; Formicidae. Gene Ontology annotation, cellular component: cytoplasm; cilium.
UAAAUAAAUAAAAUUAAUUAAUUAGCUGAUGCGUGGAUAUGUGAUUGCAUUCGCAUGUGCGUGUAUGCAUGCGUGUGUACGUGCACCUUCAGGAUCCCUGUUACAUCGUCCAUUGGAGGGAAAGGUGUUGGAAUCCCCACUCUUUCUCUUUCUCUCUUCCACUCUCUACACGAGUCUUUGUAUUCAGGUGCAUUCAGGUAGCUUCAGUUUUGUCUGACAUAAUUGAUGUAAUAAAUAAAUAUAAAUCAGGUUCAAUGACAUGAAAUAAACGUAAAAGAGCUCAGCGUUGUGAAAUAAAGAAAUCUUGUUGCAAUAAUCAUUGAAGCAUGAGCGAAUCAGAAAGCAAAAGCACUUUAUUAAAAUCUAAAUGCAAGCAUUCCGACGAGCCGUAUCCCACGGACGCUUGCAACGAAGAUGAUCACGAUUGGUGGGCAAGCGACAGCGGUUCCAGCACAGGAUCAUAUUACUCGGACACUGACAGUUCUGUGGUUGAAUGGGAAUCGGAGAUCGGGCCUAGCGGAGAGGUACUUUACAUAGAAUCGGCAGAGGAAAGUUUGUUCGAGAAUACGACUGCGGACGACAAAGAUGACAGUCCUCAACCGGAGUUAACACGUCGCCGCAGUACGAGAGCUGGCAAGUUAUUCCGCCUCAUCAGACGUAAGGAAAGUAAGCGAUGGAGCACGAGAAACAAGCGGAUCAACAGUAACACUAACAUGGCUAGUAAUACAGUUGCUCAGGAGAAAACAGAUGGAAGCGGAAGCAAGGAAGUCACGUUUCGAGAUUUUCAGGCAGGAGAAAUUCGAGAGGUCACGCUGUGGGUUGAUCCUGAAAGAAGACACAAGUUGGGAAGGAGGGCAACGUUGUGCGAAGCAUACUUCGGUAUUAUGCCAGGCACAUUUUCCGACAAAGUGAGAGUUAUGGUGGCAGGAUUUAUACCGGAUGGAGAAGCCAUGAGGAACAGAAAUAUAAAAAUUGGCGACUGGUUGCGGAGCAUUAAUUCGAACAAUGUUACAUCUCAAAAUCUGGACCAGAUAUUGUCUGGAAUCAACACUCCAUCAAAUGUAACAUUAGAACUGCAAAGGGUAGCUGGUGUUGACGUUACCGCGAAAUUAUCGAGAACAAAUGAGCCAAAACAAUCAAUAUUGGCCCAGUAUCUGGUGAAUAAGGAAAAUAGCUGUCCUUUUAUGGAAUCUUUGUUGGAUUAUCCGUUGGGUGUGAUUUAUCUAAAGACUGCUGAUCUUUCGGAAAUGGGACAGGAGUUGCAAGGUGUGCUGUACACAUUUCCACGAUCCGAGAGCAGAAACGUGCAUUCCUCUUUGUGUAAAACAAGAGGAGCCUUCAUAACUCUUAAUCAUUUGUUACCUAGUAUAGCGGGUCCGCAACCUGUCAGCACAACUGUACGCGUAGGUGAGGAAGAGAUGCAUGUAGUAUACACAUCUCGCGAUGAUGAAUUGCUCUUAAUAGCUUUACCUGAUAAAUGGUGUACUUCUCAGGAGGCUGUUAAAAUUACAGACGACAUUGUCAGAACGCUAGAAUUCACUUAUCAGUCGCUGACAAAGUGCUUUACCCUCGCGACAAACCAAUCCUCCUUAGAUCAUUUUUUCACGCUAAUUAUCCAUAGAUUGACGAACACCAAAGAUUUUUGCAAAGAUGUCGAUGGAAAGAAAAAUCCACUGCGACCACUGCAAAACGGCAUUGAAAUAGAAUGUGUGGAAAAUUAUAAGUUUAGAAGCGCUUUCUCGGUCGCGAGUUUUAUACAGCUGCCGAGAGACGCGCAAGUUCAAAUAGAUGCCGCUUUAAGUGAAAUGGAAGCUAUGGAUUACAGAGACUGGAACGAGGAUCCCAUGGAUUGCCAGAGAUUGUAUACUAUACUAGGAAGCUGUAUCUAUCACAAGUGUCACCUUUUGGGCUCUCAUCUAUCUCACGAAGACUUAAUCGAUGUACAUUCAUUUCUAAGGCACAACGGUUUGUUAAAUUUGGUGAAUCAGGAACAAGUGAGGUGCCUCGUAUUAUGGAAACAGAUUUAUCCUUCAUCUUGCAAUCGCGGUAACGUUGACAGCGGCGAUAGCGGCCAGUUAUUGAUACCGAAUGGAAGGUGGUUUUUACUGGUUGUUGGAUACGGACACGAUUUAUUAGCAGUUUUAUUAGAAUCCGGAGGAUGCACUGCAAAGUAUAGCGACGCGAUAGGCCCGGAUGUAUUUUACGUGGAAGAAGCGCAAGAAACGCUGAAGCACGUACAAAAGAUAGGAGUUACAACCCUGGCCUCAAAGUGGAUUGUGUCCAACGCGAGACCGGAAGUGAUACCGUACGAGGAACACACAAUGGCAAAAGCUUCAUCCAGCAUAACGGAGAACCUGUUCGGUUUGAUAAAAUCGUCCGAUGCACAAGCUGUGCCCAAGCAAAACGUCAAUCCUCCUAGUAACAAAAAGUCACAGGAAUUACCAUCUAUCUUGAAGAAACGUAGUCCUGAAGAAAGUCCAGUGAUUUCGGGUUCUGUGUAUUCCCUACAAACGUCCGAGGAUUCGCUCAGUCAAGGAACAGGUGGUGUCAGCGAGAUGAGUGACGAGGCGAUGCCGAUACUUGGAAGACGAGCGACUAGAGAAAAGAUUAAUUCGACAGCUAGAUAUUCCGACGACAGUGACUCCGAUAUCGACAUAUACAAGAAUGACAGUCACGUGCUCACGAUGGAUAUAUCCAACAUACGAGAGAACUUGUUAAACCAGGCGGAAUACUUGAUACCAAAAAAAUUAACUGCAGGCGAUAAGAAUUACUUGUACCACUACGUUCAUUUAGACACGGUGGAAGGAAUUCUGUUGUCGUCGAUGCCUGUGCAAAGUACGUCGAAGGAUAACAGAAUCCUUGUCAAUUUCAACAAGUGCGUACACGUUAUCCACAGACUGUUGCACAAUGCAGUGAGAUUUAAGAUGCUGAACCAGGAUAUAGAUAAAACCGUUAUCAAUAGAAGUUUAAUCGCUGUCAAGGAGCACGGUGUGUUAUUCGAGUGGGAAAAUACGGCCUUUUGGGUAAUUGGACGCCUCUACACGACUCCUCAUCCAAAAGAAUUGUACGUGUGUCAUCAGGACUGCGCGCCUCAAAAUUUGAUCGAAAUAGCUUUUCAGCUACACUCAUAGCAUUCUGUGUGUUAUAUAUUUACACAA